Arvicanthis niloticus (Nile rat) is the source of this 925-nucleotide messenger RNA. Lineage: Eukaryota; Metazoa; Chordata; Mammalia; Rodentia; Muridae. The record is from RefSeq and is a predicted model, not a curated record.
AUGACGCCUGCAAACUGCCUAUCUGGCUGCCUGACACAGAUUCCCCCUAGUUCUUUUCAGCAGGCGUAUGACAGAUCAAAGAGAGGCUUGAGAAGGUUAAGUGGAACCUCGGCCUCCUUCCUCCAGCGACAGCGCGCUCUGACAACCCUGGGACAGUCGCCUACCUACCUGCUCAGCCUCCUCCUUCCUCAGGCGAGCGGGGCUGUCGCCUUGCUACUUUAUUGUCUGCACUGCGCAGCGCGCGGGACCCGGGGAACCCGCUCCGCGCCAGUCCCGCAACUCCACGGCGCGCGGCGCCUUCCCCCGCAGCAGCUGUCUUCCUCUCGGUCCUCCUCCUCUCCUCCCAGGCUUGGGCUCAGCGUCGGAGCCGCGCAGCCCAACUCCGCUGCGGCUAGCUGGGCAGCUAAAGCCCGCAGCAUCCCCUGGCCCGGUAUCCUCACUAGGAUACCCACGCUCCGCAGAGGAGCUCCGAGCCGAGUGUCCCCACCUCCCUCAGUCCAGCCUCUGGCCACUGUCAGCACCGGCUUUCCCCGCUCUCUCGGCACUGCCCCCGCCCGUCGCCUCUCCGGGGGCCAGGGCGGCCCUGCCAAUGAGGCUCGGCGGAUGCGCUGUUCCGGCCCAGUCAUUGUAUCGGGAGGAGGAGGGGUAGCGGAGCAGGGAGGGGGCGCUCGGCCCCGCGGUUGCAGCUCGCCUGGCCUUCUGCGCGCGCACAGGCGGCGGAUCGCAGCCCUACACAAUCUGAGGCAGGGAGAGGACCUUGAUUUUCCAGGCUCGGAUAUCAGUGCUGUUGAUGGGAAAGGAACCUAACAGGGAGAAGACAAGAUCUGAAGUGACAGACACUUGAGGUGGCUUGGUGUAUGAUAGAUAUUGUGCGUGCCUGGUGUAAGUUUUAAUUAAAUUUUCUUCUGAUGCUGAAUGGACUGUU